Molecule: messenger RNA, 1173 nt
Organism: Raphanus sativus (radish)
Lineage: Eukaryota; Viridiplantae; Streptophyta; Magnoliopsida; Brassicales; Brassicaceae
Exons: 2
Coding region: 152-892 (246 amino acids)
Source: RefSeq, a predicted model, not a curated record
ACAAAAGAAGGAAACAAAAAGCGUCUCUGUGGCUUCGUUUGUGUGCGUCAAUCUAUAGAAGCAAUCGCUUUUCCCUUUCCUUGAAAAAGCUCGGAGCUCUCUCCUCCUCCGUCAACCACCGGUGAUCUCCUCCUCUUAUCUCCGGUUCUGAAUGGGGAAAAUCAAGAAAGUGAAACGUAAGGCUCACGUUACUGCUCCUUACCAAUCACCACCGUCUCGUUGCAAGAAAGAAUGGUCUGGCUCAACAUGCCCCGUAUGUUUGGAGUCACCACACAACGCUGUUCUUCUCCUCUGCUCCUCCUAUCACAAAGGAUGCCGUCCUUACAUGUGCGCAACGAGCACACGUUUCUCCAACUGCCUCGACCAGUACAGAAAAUCACACGGCAACGAACAGCUAGCUCUUUUGUGUCCGUUGUGCAGAGGUCAAGUGAAAGGCUGGACUGUCGUCGAAGACGCCCGAGUGCAUUUCAACUCCAAGAGAAGGACUUGUAUGCAGGAGAAAUGUUCAUUCGUGGGGAACUUCAAGAAGCUGAAGAAACACAUGAAGGAAAAGCACCCGCAUGCUUGCCCUAGAGCCGUUGAUCCAGCUCUGGAAACGAAAUGGAAGAGGCUCGAGAGGGAAAGAGACAGAAGAGACGUGAUCAGCACGAUAAUGUCGUCGACGCCAGGUGCUGUUGUGUUGGGAGAUUAUGUCAUAGAGCCGCGUCGUGGUGGAGCUGUUUAUGAUGAAGAAGAUUACAGCUCGGAUGAUUCUCUGAGCAACAACGGCGUAUUGGAUUUAGAUUCAUGGCAAGGACAAGGACAAGGACAGAACCGUCAUAUUAGGUUUAUCGAUACGGAUUCAAGCGACUUCGCAUCAUCUUCACGGUCUCCUGCUCCUUUAAGCCGUUGACGGUUGCUCUUCUUCCAUAGGAACCAGAGAGGUGGCAGUAAAGGUCGGUAACUGUUAACUUAACUGAAUCAGUUUCUUCUCUAGCAUUACGACUUCAAAAUUGCAGGAGCAGUAUAAAAAUGCUAACAUGAUUCAUACAGGGAAUUGAAUAAACUCGCUCUUGUCCCUUUUUAAAAAUUUAUUUUCGUGUAAAUAUGUAUUUUCUGUAAUUGUAUUUCUUGUUGUUUCUGCAUUGUUGUACUCUUAGUGAGGCAUGUGAUCUUAUGCCUUUUUCCAGUUUC